This is a messenger RNA of Lactuca sativa (garden lettuce), 2531 nucleotides long. Its product is annotated as enolase (DUF1399). The record is from RefSeq and is a predicted model, not a curated record. Lineage: Eukaryota; Viridiplantae; Streptophyta; Magnoliopsida; Asterales; Asteraceae.
CAUCAGCAUCAACGAUAUUGUCGUGUAAUAUUACAAUAAUUAUACGAGAAUUAUUGUAUUGUAGCUUCUCGAUAGCACUUCCUCAAAAGUAGUCCCUAAGUGCCACGACGACUCACAUGCCAAAAACGACAACCCACCACAGUCGCACACGGAGUUCCACUUUCCUUUUUACUCAAUUCAUACUGUUCAUUCACCAUUGUUUUCCACAACUAUCUGCUGAAAGACAGGGCCCGAUAUGUCUGGUUCCGACCAACCAUCGCCGUCCCCGAGAAGCCUCGGUGAGGUAUCGGAGGAGGAGCUGGUGCGGCUGAGCUUGGAUCUGGUGGCCGCCGCCAGACAAAACAUUGGGUUCUUGAGAGAUGUUGCAGAAUCGCAUUGGCUCCAUCACACACCUGUUCUUGUUGAAUCCAUUCGUAGGUAUCAUGAACUAUGGAUGCCAAUGAUGUCUGAUCUUACGCCGGAAUCAGGCAAACCACCGAUGAUCCUUCCUUCUCUUGAUAUUGAAUGGGUUUGGUUCUGUCACACUCUAAAUCCGGUAACUUACAGACAAUACUGCGAAUCAAGAUUCUCGAAACUCAUCGGAAAACCAGCCAUUUUUAACCAAGAAAACAAAGAUUAUGCUUUAGAAAGAUGCAGAGAGAUUUGGAUUGCUAAAUACCCAUGUGAACCUUUCGAAAAUGAGUCCGAUUCCGGUGACAUACACGAAAGCAAGAUUCUUCCGGCCGAUCAUCUUUUGGGAGAAGUAUCUAAGCAAAGAUGUCUCUUCACCAUGUUUUCCAAGCCUUAUAUGCUAGAACUCGUAUACUUAAUCGCUGCCAAAAACCGAUACAAGGGCUUUGUGUUUAUAUCACAAAAAUUCGCCGAUAGCAACUCAAGUUUUGUACCCACAUCGGAUAUUCUACUGAUGUGGAUUACUCAUAAGAGCUACCCGACAGCAUAUACGAUGGAUGGGAAGGAAAUGGAGAAGGUCGUUGGUUCUGGAGAAUCAGUGAAGGAGGAGGAUUUGGAGGUGACGAAGAAGCUUUGGGAGAAAGUGUUUGAUCAGCCGUACGAGAAAGCCGGCUGCUCGGCCAUUGGCGGUGCCGGCGGCCUAAACCCACCGCCGCUUCACUGGGAAGUUACGGAUACCGAUGUCAACGUGAAGUACCGGCCAUUGUUGCCUCGAUUCUUGCUUGAGGUUAACAUAUUGGUAAAGCAAAUCCCUAUGAUGAAGACACUCGAAAUGGAUGUAUCAAAGGAGUUUUUACGCUUCCAGUUCCUUCGAUGUCACCGAGACCUUAAAAUAAACAACCCCAUAUCCACCCUUCCUUCAAAUUCAUGGCAGAAAUUAGUGAAUCUUUACUGUGAGUUUGGGACGAAAGGAAUGGUUGUUGAACUAAGGCGAAAAGGGGGAGUAGUGUGUAUGAAUGGAAGUAAGCUGCUGGAUUCCAAGACUUUUAUGUGGAACCAGUUGCUUCGGGCAACUUCAAUCACAUUGGAUGGAGUGGUCGGGCAAAGAAUGAGGGUGGUUGUAUCGAUUACGCCGCCUGCCCAAGCACCAUACUUGUUGAAGUCGGUGCCUGACCGGGUGACCGACGAUUCGGGAGCCAUGGUGUCGGAGGUGGUUCUGAAAAUGAACCAGUACCGGCCUCAAGAAGGCCGGUGGCUGUCUCGUACAGUUCUUGAUCAUGCAGGAAGAGAGUGUUUCGUUAUUCGUAUGAGAGUUGGAGGCGGGUUUUGGAGACGAGGUAGUAACAAGCCUACGGUUGUAAAAUGGGAGGAUCGAUGUAUAGAAAUACGAGAAGGCUCAUGGUUGUAUGUGGCUGGUUCAAUUGGGAGAGCCCCGGAGAAGGUGAUAGGAACCGCGACACCGAAGAAAGCAUCCCAAGGGUGGCAAGCUCAAUGGAGCCUUUCAACCGGACAUGAACUGUUUAUGCGGUUGGAAUCAUCAACUGUUAUGGAUUUCGAUCUUAAAACCACUACCUCCACCGGUUCACAAGUUAGGUUGUUAAACGGGCGGAAAAUGCAGUAUUGGGAUGAUGAAAACAAAGGCGAUGAAGAGGGGUUCGUGACAAUUGUUCGGUUCACGGAGGAAAACCCUAGUGGGAGAGCAACGGGUCUAUUGAAUUGGAAACUGUCCUCGGUGGAAUUCCUUCCGGAAGAAGAUACGGUAUUCAUGCUGCUUCUUAACAUGGCGAUACUUAGAAGUGUUACAGAAAUUACAAGGGAAGAUGUGGGGAGUUUGCUGGUUCGAAGGAGGCUGAAAGAAGCAAGACAUGGGUCCCGGGAUUGGGGUUCGGUUAUCGUGCUUGAGUCGUUGGUGAAAUCGGUUUAUGUUAAGCCUUGGUAUUGGAAUGCUGAGGGUGUAAUGGCACGAGAAGGGGUGGAUUAUGUGACAAAGAGUUAUUCGGCUGAGGAAUGUGGUGAUGAAUUGUAUAAGCAAGCGUUGUUUGGUUGAUUGAUGCAUAUUCAUGCCUUUUGUUUGAGUUUGUAAUAAUUAUUUUCAAUUAUAAACUUUCAUUUUAUAUAUUAAUUUAGUAUUGUUUUGGCUA